AUGCCACGUAUUCGAACACAUAGUUCAACUCCUGAAACUCGAAGACGUGAACUUCUUCUAUUAAAAUCUUCAUCAAUUGAUGGACGAAUUAAAUUAGCGUUUGAUGAAGCAAAAGUCGUCGUACGAAAUAGUAUUGAAUAUGAUAAUAAACAUCGUUUAUCAUAUGCCGAACAAUUUACACAAUAUGAUACAUUUGAAUUAUAUAAUUCAAUUGAAUGUACAACUAUAUUACCACCUAUUCAUCGUGCUACUAUUGCAUUAUUAUUCAAUGAAGUUAAUGAUAUUGAAAAUCAUCCACGUAUUUCAACAACAAUGGAAGAAUUUAUGAGAGAACAUAAACAAUUAUUAUCAACAUCAUCAAUUUAUCAUGUUGAAUUAGCAGCAAGUGAUGAUGAUGAUGAUGAUGAUAAUAAUAGAGAAAAUCGUUUACGAUUUGUAACUUGUUUUACACUUGAACCAAAGUAUACAUUCAUUGAUCAAGGUCGUCGUCGUCGUACAAGUUCAUUACCAAGUUCACCCAUUAUUUUCGAUCUUUCAAAAUCAAUAAAAACUGAUCCGCGUCGAAGUUCAAGUCUAGUUAAUUUAUCAUUAUGGCAAAAUAAUCCACAAAAAAUUAUAAAUCUUUGUAAUCGUCAAUAUCAUUGUCAACCGAUAUCAAAAUUAAAUCAAAAUAAAUUUCUUCUAUCAAAUUCAACACAUAUCGAUAUUUAUAAUAUUGAAACAGGUUUAUGUGAAGAAAAAUUAUGUUUUGAAUCAAAAACUAUCAAUUAUAUUGCAAUGUGUUAUAAUCAAUCUAAAAAUGAAUUACUUGUUGGAUCAACAACACAUUUAUAUAUUUAUAAUCUUAAAGAAUGUAAAGUUACUCAUGAAAUACAUUUGCCUGGUUUUCCAUUUAGUCUUGAUUAUAAUAAACAAAUACGUUAUCUUGCAUGUAAUUCAUUAUCAAUUUAUCAUGGAUAUUUUUCCUAUACAUCAACAUAUACAUCAACAGUUUUAUCACGUUUAUCACAAUUUGAAUUAAAACAUAUUUGUGAUUUAGAAUUUGAUGAUGGUACAAUGCAUGGUUUACAUGCAUUUGAAAAUUAUAUUGGUAUAGUUAUACGUUAUGGACGUUAUUCAUCGAAACAAAAUGAAGAUUAUUGUUUAUAUAUAUAUGAUUCAUUACUUGAUAAAGAAUAUUAUCAUAUAGAUUUAAAAGAUGUUGGUUGUAUAACAUGUUUAACUGGUUAUGAACGUACAUUAGAUUGGUUAUUAUGUGAUUAUAAAAAACAACGACUUAUAUUUGUUAAUCAAGAAUCAAUUGAAUAUGUUCAAUAUAAUGAAAAUAUUAAUCAAUGUCUUAUAUUAAAUGAAUCAAAUCAUUUAGCUGUUUGGCUUUCUAAUCGUAUAUUAAUAUAUUCUAUUGAAUAG
Adineta steineri is the source of this 1410-nucleotide messenger RNA. Lineage: Eukaryota; Metazoa; Rotifera; Eurotatoria; Adinetida; Adinetidae. The record is from the annotation of a GenBank genome assembly.